AUGAAAAGAGCGAAGAUGGAAGAGAAGAGACGGGAGAGCUUCGACAACAUUUACCUAGACCUCUCAAAACAGCCUGGAAAAUGCAAGCUGGCUGAGAGUGGUCUGGGCUGGCGUCCAUCUGGCGGCGGUGAUACCUUCACACUUGACAGCAGUAACAUCGGCGCGGCCCAGUGGAGUCGCGCUGCCAAAGGCUUUGAGCUGAAGAUUCUGUCGCGAUCAUCUGGAGUGAUCCAGCUGGAUGGAUUUGAUCAGGAGGACUUUGAGCGACUAAGCAAGGCCUUCAAGAUCUGGUACGGAAUUAACGUGGAGACCCGCGAGCACGCUCUGCGAGGAUGGAACUGGGGAAAAGCAGAAUUCACAAAGGCAGAGCUCGCCUUCAACGUCCAAAAUCGACCCGCCUUCGAAGUCCCUUAUUCCGAAAUCUCAAACACCAACCUCGCUGGAAGAAAUGAGGUCGCCGUUGAAUUCGCCCUCCCCGCCGACGCAAAGGAUGUCGCUGUGAAGCCCGGAAGCACAAAGAACCGCGGCCGCAAGGCUGCAGCAGGCCCAGACGAGCUAGUCGAGAUGCGAUUCUACAUUCCCGGGACGGCCCUGAAGAAGGAGAAAGCGGAGGGCGCCGAAGGCGACGAAGAAGAGAACGAGGAAGAUGCCGAGGAACAGAACGCGGCCAACCUUUUCUACGAGACCCUUAUGGACAAGGCCGAGAUUGGAGACGUCGCCGGUGAUACCUUUGCUACUUUCUUGGAUGUUCUGCACCUCACGCCCAGAGGUCGCUUCGACAUCGACAUGUACGAAUCGUCCUUCCGGUUGCGCGGAAAAACAUACGACUACAAGAUUCAGUACCAGGCCAUUAAGAAAUUCUUCCUUCUCCCCAAGAAUGACGAUACCCACACACUUAUUGUGCUCGGUCUUGAUCCGCCCCUGCGACAGGGCCAAACACGUUAUCCUUUCCUGGUCAUGCAGUUGAAGCUGGACGAGGAGAUUAGCCUUGAGUUGAACAUGACACCUGAAAUCUUGGAGAGCCAGUACAAGGAUAAGUUGAACGCGCGGUACGACGAGCCAAUUCACCAAGUGGUGACCAAGGUUUUCCGUGGCCUGUCGGGGAAGAAAGUCAUUAUGCCUUCCAAGGACUUCGUCAGCCACCACGGCCAUCAUGGCGUCAAGUGCUCCAUCAAGGCCAACGAGGGUCUUUUGUACUUCUUGGACAAGAGCCUUAUGUUUGUGCCUAAACCCGCGACCUACAUCCAAAUGGAGAACAUUGCGAUCGUCACUAUGUCCCGUGUCGGAGGCGCCGUAUCUGCCAGCCGAACCUUUGAUAUCACUGUCAGCCUGAAAGGUGGCUUGGGAGAGCACCAAUUCAGCAACAUCAACCGUGAGGAGCAAAAAUCCCUCGAAGACUUCUUCAAGUCUAAGAGCAUUCGAUUCAAGAACGAGAUGGCCGAAGAGGCUGCUGGACUUAUUGCUGCCGCUCUUGACAAUGAUGCUAUGGGCUCCAGUGACGACGAGGCACGACCUGAUCGUGGGUCUGCCGAUGAAGAUGAGUCGUCUGUUGAUGAAGACUUUGCCGGUUCUUCGGAAUCCGAUGUGGCCGAGGAGUUUGACUCAGAUCACGAGAGCAGUGGUGACAGCGAUGAGGAAAUGGCCGACGCAUCGGAUGCGGAGGGCGAUAAGGAGGAUGAGCGUCCAGCGAAGAAGAGCAAGACGAGCAAAUAA
This is a messenger RNA of Penicillium bovifimosum, 1713 nucleotides long. RefSeq names its product FACT complex subunit POB3. The record is from RefSeq and is a predicted model, not a curated record. Gene Ontology annotation, molecular function: DNA binding; nucleosome binding; histone binding. The transcript is spliced from 7 exons. Bases 1 to 1713 code for a protein of 570 amino acids. Gene Ontology annotation, cellular component: FACT complex; nucleus. NCBI's taxonomy places the organism in Eukaryota, Fungi, Ascomycota, Eurotiomycetes, Eurotiales, Aspergillaceae.